Amphibalanus amphitrite is the source of this 550-nucleotide messenger RNA. RefSeq names its product short transient receptor potential channel 3-like. The record is from RefSeq and is a predicted model, not a curated record. Lineage: Eukaryota; Metazoa; Arthropoda; Thecostraca; Balanomorpha; Balanidae. The transcript has a single exon. Gene Ontology annotation, cellular component: cation channel complex; membrane. Gene Ontology annotation, biological process: manganese ion transport; calcium ion transmembrane transport; regulation of cytosolic calcium ion concentration. Gene Ontology annotation, molecular function: store-operated calcium channel activity; inositol 1,4,5 trisphosphate binding; protein binding. Bases 32 to 550 code for a protein of 172 amino acids.
AGAUGAGUUAAGUCUUUCGGAUAAUGAUGUCAUGCGAAUGAAGCGCAUUCACGACACCAACGACGACUCAACGGACGGCUGGUUUCGCCCAAGCCUGUUUCUUCCUACGUUGUCUGAAAAUGAAUCGACGCUGUUCCAGCUGGUGCAGGAUGGUGAUCGAGACUCUGUGCUCCAGUUGCUGAGAGAUCAGCCCGAUCUCAACAUCAACUGCUGCAACUUCCAAGGCGUGCGACCGCUUCACAUAGCCGUGCAGCAGGGGGAUGAGCCCAUGGUGGAGCUGCUGCUGCAGCAGCCCAAGAUUGAGCUGUCCGACACUGUCCUCUACGCAGUCGAAGCGAAUAACGAAGAUCUCGUUCGGCUGCUCUUCGAGAAGAUGUCCGAGGAUGACCCCGACCAGGAGUUUUUCGGUUAUGACUCGAGCUCACGCUUCACGCCUAACAUGACACCGCUGAUUUUGGCUGCGCAAGCUGACCACUAUGAGAUGGUGUGCUUCCUGACAAAGCGGGGACCAAGAUCAUCAAGCCGCACCCUCCAGACUGCUGCAAGCUAG